CUUGCGGACUCUAACCGACAGAUGGGUGAUGAUAAUAUCCCUCCCAACACAAAACAGUUGCAUUUCAUUUCACAGCCUCACAUAACGGCUGAAACCGAUAAACCAGAACAAAUGGCAGCAGUCUGUUCUUCACCACUCGCAGUUGUCUCUCCCAAACCAUCAGCACUAGCUCUCCCCAAACUCAUCACUUCUAAGCUUUCGCAAAGUCGACUUCGGGUUUCCUUUAAAUCAUUGGUCGGAAACAACUUGGUGUCCAAGAGAAGUUUCACACGGUUGAACGCUGCUGGGUUCGCAGAGAUCGAGCCUGAUCUUAAUGAAGACCCCACUGAUCGUUGGGAAACUAAUAGUGUCUCCGCGGAGGACUUUAAGUAUGGAGAGUAUGAUGACCACCACACUUACCAUGAAGGAGAGGAGGAGAGAGGAACCUUCUGGGGAUCUAUUGCAGAAGAUGUAAAAGAAGUAGGACCCCCUACAGGAUUUCAGGGUUUAAUAUCAUGGCUUUUUCCCCCUGCAGUUGCUGCUGCAAUGUAUUUUCAUGCUCCGGGGGAGUACUUGUUCAUUGGAGCCGGUCUAUUUACGAUUGUAUUUUGUAUUAUUGAGAUGGAUAAGCCGGAUCAGCCCCACAACUUUGAGCCUCAGAUAUACAAUAUGGAGAGAGGAUCUCGUGACAAGUUGAUAGCUGAUUACAAUACCAUGGACAUCUGGGAUUUCAAUGAGAAAUAUGGGGAUCUAUGGGACUUCACCGUGAAGCCAAAGGAUGAUAUAACAAAGAGAUAGUGAUGCAAAACUGCACCAAUAUAAUGGGAAUCUCUACCAUCUUGGGCAUAAAAGGUAUAGCUAUAUUUUAGGCCUCUUUUCGAAUGGGCGAAAUUAUCUUUGCUUUCUGCAUUGUCUAUUUGUCUUAUGUUUUGUUUAUAUAUCAGGUUUAGCAAUUGUAAUUUGUAAAUCUCCAACCAAGAAAGUAUAUAAUUGAAAAUCAUACAUGCCGCAUGUAUAUGUUAGUUUUA
This is a messenger RNA of Argentina anserina (silverweed cinquefoil), 1007 nucleotides long. Its product is annotated as photosynthetic NDH subunit of subcomplex B 5, chloroplastic. Gene Ontology annotation, cellular component: chloroplast. NCBI's taxonomy places the organism in Eukaryota, Viridiplantae, Streptophyta, Magnoliopsida, Rosales, Rosaceae. The record is from RefSeq and is a predicted model, not a curated record. Gene Ontology annotation, biological process: response to oxidative stress. The transcript has 5 exons. Bases 22 to 777 code for a protein of 251 amino acids.